Messenger RNA from Prunus mume (Japanese apricot), 1368 nucleotides. The record is from RefSeq and is a predicted model, not a curated record. Lineage: Eukaryota; Viridiplantae; Streptophyta; Magnoliopsida; Rosales; Rosaceae.
AUGGCUAUUGUUUUAAGAUUUGUUGAUAAUGAUGGUUUUCUACGUGAACGUUUUUUUGACAUUGUGUGGGUUGAAGACACUACUGCGUCAACACUUCAAAAAGAGAUCAAGAAAGUACUUGAUCUCCAUGAAUUAUGUAUUGACAAGAUGAGAGGUCAAGGAUAUGAUGGUGCUAGUAAUAUGCGGGGUGCAUGGAAUGGGCUACAAGCAUUAUUUCUUAGAGAUUGCCCAUAUGCAUAUUAUGUACACUGUUUUGCUCAUCAACUACAGUUAGCAUUAGUUUCAGCAUCAAAAGAAGUAGCUACAAUUUGGUUAUUCUUUUCAUCAUUGAAUUCAAUUGUCAAUGUCAUUAGGGCUUCUCCAAAACGUCAUACUGAGUUACAAGUUGCUCAAUCAAUGAAUAUUGUAGAGCUGUUGAUUGCUGUUUGUACGGUUCUUGAGAAUAUAAAAGAGGAUGGAUCCACAGGCUCUUUACGUGGGGAAGCUACUGGUGGAUACAAUGCGAUUAGGCAAUUCGAAUUUGUAUUCAUCUUGCAUCUAUUGAAAGAAAUUAUGGGACUCACAGAUAUCCUUUGUCGAGAACUACAACAUAAGUCUCAAGACAUCGUGAAUGCUAUGAACCUAGUUGGUACAACAAAAGAUGUCCUUGGAAAAUUGAGAUUAAAUGGUUGGGAAACUUUUAUUGGGAAAGUUGAUUUGUUUUGCAAGAAACAUGACAUUGACAUGCCUGAUAUGAAUGCUCAAUAUAAAGUGGGAACAGGUCGUUCUUGUCAACAAAAGGACAAUAUUACAGUUGAGCAUCAUUACCACUUUGACAUAUUCAAUGAUGCAAUAGAUUUUCAAUUGGCAGAGUUGAACAGUAGGUUCAGUGAAGGGGCAAUGGAACUUCUUAUUCUUAGUUCAGCUUUGGACCCUAGUGAUUCUUUUAAAUCAUUUAAUAUUGAUAAAAUUUGCAGCCUUGCAGAGAGAUUUUAUCCUCAGGAUUUCACUCCAAAAGAGUUACAUAUUUUGGGAUGCCAGCUGAAACUUUAUGAGGCGGACGUACCUCAUCAUCCUGUACUUCAAAACGUGUCUACACUCUCUGAAUUAUGUCGGGGAUUAGUUGCAACAAAAAGGUCAAAAAGAUAUCAUUUGAUUGAUAGGUUGAUCCGUCUUGUGCUAACUCUCCCUGUUUCUACGGCAACUACUGAACGAGCUUUUUCAACUAUGAAACUUGUUAAAACAGCUCUUCGCAACAAGAUGGAGAAUGAUUUUCUAGCAGAUUCUAUGGUUGUCUACAUUGAAAAAGAACUUGCUGACAAUAUCAAUUCAGAUGUAAUAACAAAAGAUUUCAAUUCUCUCAAGGAUCGCAGGGCACAACUUCAAUAA